GCUUGGUAUGAUGAAAUUGCUAACUACGAUUACUCUAACCCAGGUUUCUCUGUUGCUACCGGUCAUUUCACUCAAUUGAUCUGGAAGGACACUACCCAAGUUGGUUGUGGUAUUAAGUACUGUGGUGACUACUAUGGUGAUUAUAUUAUCUGUUCUUACAACCCACCAGGUAACUACCAAGGUGAAUUCGCUUCCGAAGUCGAACCAUUGGCUUAA
Molecule: messenger RNA, 216 nt
Organism: Vanderwaltozyma polyspora DSM 70294
Lineage: Eukaryota; Fungi; Ascomycota; Saccharomycetes; Saccharomycetales; Saccharomycetaceae
Exons: 1
Cellular component (GO): extracellular region
Source: RefSeq, a predicted model, not a curated record